AUAUCCAACGUUUAUGAAUAAUGAUCUGGUGGGCUUGAUCGGGCCACUGAUUCCCACACCACGACUGCAUUUCCUUAUGACUGGCUACACGCCUUUGACCAGUGACCAUGAGGGCGAGGUGGACCCGUCACAGGUGCAUAAGUCGCUGCAGCGCAUCAGAGAGCGCAAACUGGUGCAGUUCAUCCCGUGGGGCCCCGCCAGCAUCCAGGUGGCGCUGUCUCGCAAGUCACCCUAUGUUCCCACUGCCCAUCGGGUCUCCGGCCUCAUGCUCGCCAAUCACACCAACAUAUCAUCGCUGUUCGACAGAGCGCUGCAACAGUACGACAAACUGCGCAAACGCGAGGCGUUCCUGGAGCAGUUCCGGAAGGAGCGCAUGUUUAAGGACAGCCUGGAGGAGCUGGACGACUCGCGGGAAGUGGUGCAGGACUUGGUCGACGAGUACCACGCGGCAACACGAGCCGACUACCUCACCUGGAGGCCUUCCUCCAUGAUGCAGAGUGAAGAUUCAGCUAGUGCCAAAACGGAUAAUACCAAAACAGAAACUUGAAAAAUCUAACAAGAACAUAAUCGAUAAUAAUUAAACGAAUAAUAUGCCAUAU
This is a messenger RNA of Nilaparvata lugens (brown planthopper), 599 nucleotides long. Its product is annotated as tubulin gamma-1 chain-like. Gene Ontology annotation, biological process: meiotic spindle organization; microtubule nucleation; mitotic cell cycle. The transcript is spliced from 4 exons. The annotation marks the transcript as partial. Gene Ontology annotation, molecular function: GTP binding; structural constituent of cytoskeleton. NCBI's taxonomy places the organism in Eukaryota, Metazoa, Arthropoda, Insecta, Hemiptera, Delphacidae. Gene Ontology annotation, cellular component: microtubule; centrosome; nucleus. The record is from RefSeq and is a predicted model, not a curated record.